This is a messenger RNA of Didymodactylos carnosus, 1698 nucleotides long. The record is from the annotation of a GenBank genome assembly. Lineage: Eukaryota; Metazoa; Rotifera; Eurotatoria; Philodinida; Philodinidae.
AUGCAAACGGAAGAAUCUGCGAAACCUCUACUUUAUAAAGCAUUCGAUCAUCUUGGAAGGUAUUUGAACUUUAUGGGAAAACACGUUGAGGCAGUUCAGGCUUGGGAGGAUGGUUUGAAAGUUCUGGAAGACAGUGGAUUGGAUAGUGAUAAAUUGAUCAAUUGGAUUCAUACUGCAAUUCAAGCAGCUCGGAUCACUCAUCGACAAGGUAAAAACCAAGAGAUCUUCGUUACAUAAAUCUUUCAAAAUCUUUUUAAUUGAAGGCAUGGACGGAUCAGGAGUAACGUAUAAGGGCCAAAGUGUAACGUAUACUUCUUCAAAGUUGACUACAGAGGAAGAAAACGAAUGGAAGAGAGAAAGGUUGGAAAAGUCUAUAAUGCAUUUUAAAGGAGCUCUGGAUAAGUUUCCUUCACAUCAAAUGGAAGUAACGAUGAAAAUUCAAAUGGAAUUGGCGAGUACUUUGUUCGAUUCGAAACGUUACGAUGAAGCACUCGAGAUCUAUGAAGAUGCCUUCUACGUAAGCAAUUGAUCAUUGUCUGCGUAAGCUUUCUUGCUCUUCUACUGUCGGUCAGAACGACGCAGAAUACCGUCACCUACUCAGUAGAUACCACCAUGGAUGCUUUGACACGAAUAGAUAUUGAUUUUUUAAAGAGAUUAUAGCCUUUUAAGAAUAUUGAUUUGAGGUUCGAAAAACGUUUGCAAAUACGUCGAAAUAAGACUAACUUCACGAGCUUGUAAAAAUAAUAUAUGACUAGUGAAGUACCUAUCCUUGUCUUGUACAAGACAAUUUUUGAGUGACCAAUGAUUAUUAUUAAGUCUUAAGUAAGUGGUUUUCAAUUUAAUAACACCAAGAAGUCAAGAUCUUGGAUUCUUGAAUUUUUCUCAAGACCUUAAAACAUCCUGGCUUACUUCACUCAAGAUCUUGGGCGGAGUAAGCCACGAUGUUUCGAGAUCUUGGGUUCUUGAAUCUUUCACUCAAGAUCUUGGGUUAAGAAAUUUCAAGAUCUUGAGUGAAGCCACUCAAGAUGUUGCAAGAGCAAGAAUGACAAAUUUUCUUUACAUUUUGUUUUUAUUUAUGACAGUCGUAGCCACUGGAUAUACGACCAUAUAGAAUCAUAGAUUCUUCCUUAAAUAACUAAGAUUAUGAAGGAAAACAUAUCGAACUAUUCUAAGCGUGAAAAUAUUUGGACUUAUAUUUACACUAGAAUGCAAAAUAAAACGAUGAUUCAAGACUUUCCAAGGUCUUGGUACAAUAAGUCAAGAAAUUACAAGAUGUUCAAGAUCUUGACUUCUUGAAAUUUCUUGAAUUCUUAUAUUUUCUUACCAAGAUCUUGAAUCAAGAUCUUACUAAAAAAAUUCAAGAAGUCAAGAUCUUGAUUGCAAGACAUUUCACUGUGGUACGUCUUAUUUGCAUAAAACUACUGCACCUAUUGGCUCUAUGUAACGCAAGUACAUCCUAAAUAGAGAAAAGGAGGAAAGAAAUACGUCGAUGUCUUUUCUGCAUGAAAUCUAUAUUUCGUUAAUACUUUUAUAUUUUAUUGUAUAGCUUAAAUAGAGUUUUAGGUCAUAUAGGUUUAUGUGACCGGUGUACCCAGUGAAAAAAAAUGAGCGUGAUUCCGCCAGUUCCUGCGGGAAAAUAUUUUUUCGUCGGGAGUUUCAAUUUUUCCGCAGGAAAUUUUCAGUUUUCGGCGGGGAAAC